AUGGCUCAAAAUCUGACUACACAACGGCUGGUCAAUGCGACCAAUAUUCUUUUUCAUCUUAUGGAUCUCCAGCCUUAUGCGCUGGUGCUACCAAUGGACUGCAAGACUGCGUCGCGCAACAAGCGUAAAAUAAUGCAGAAAAUCAUUGCUAACAACCGCGAAACGCCGACGACUAUUGACAACAAAGAUGCUAAUGAUGUUAAAGAAAAGACCGAGGUGAAUGGCAACGCGCCAGCGGAGUCAGCUAUUGAUAUUGCCAGCACAGACGGCUCUCGUAACAGCAGCACAAAUCAUAACUCUGUAGCGUCUAAAAACGAGCCUGCAGAUGCAUCGAGAACCUCAUCGCCAUCAUCUGUGAGGAAUGGCAACACAGUUGACACACGUAUGAAAACGCUAUCCGAACAAGCUUCUAGCGAAAGUGCGGCCGGUAGUGAGGCACCUGUUCUGGACUCUGAUAUACCUAUUAACGAUGACAAUUCACUGUUUGCUUCGGUUAAUCGCAUUGUUGAGCGUUUGGACUCCGAAGACAUGAAAGGAUGCAUCAUUAUGUUGGCUGCCAAGACUGAGUCUUCCAGUGGAGUGAUGCCGUUGGCUGGUGGCAUCAUCGAAAUUUACGACGAACAUGAACGCAGUAUCCAAGCGAUUUGGUUGAACCGAUCAUUGGAACAACGUGCAGAUAUCCAGAUUUUGCUAAAAACACUAGUACUGCGCAUCUUUGCGCAUGCCUACCAAAUCAAUCUCCCCGACCGCCGGUAUUCCAAAAGCAAUAAAUUAGUCUCUAUUUAUCAGAGCAUGUUGGUAACUUUCCCGCGCGAAUGUGUAUCGUUUAUCGAGAAGGAUAUGUUGCUGUCGAAGCACUACGAGACGUUUGGAUUUAACGAGGCGCACAAUGACAACCCGAAGGUACCUUGUAGGUGCCACAAAGUGGCGGCCCAAGCGAGUGAGAUGUUUUACGGUAUAUCUGAGUCUAGGUUUAACAAUUUGUACACAUCGCUGUACGAAAACAUGUUAUUUGAUUCAAUCGGCCAAAUGACACCAAUAAUGAAGAUGUACCCAGCCAGCUCAUUCAACAACGCCGAAAAAAUUGACCACAUUACUAAGGCUGUUCGGGAGAUUGAGCGGUCUUUAAGGGAACAGAGUGGAAGCAAGAAGCCGCGCAAGGCGUGA
Messenger RNA from Babesia sp. Xinjiang, 1167 nucleotides. RefSeq lists its product as uncharacterized. The transcript has a single exon. Bases 1 to 1167 code for a protein of 388 amino acids. The record is from RefSeq and is a predicted model, not a curated record. Lineage: Eukaryota; Apicomplexa; Aconoidasida; Piroplasmida; Babesiidae.